This is a messenger RNA of Drosophila rhopaloa, 1075 nucleotides long. Its product is annotated as protamine-like protein 99C. Lineage: Eukaryota; Metazoa; Arthropoda; Insecta; Diptera; Drosophilidae. The record is from RefSeq and is a predicted model, not a curated record. Gene Ontology annotation, biological process: sperm DNA condensation; spermatogenesis. The coding region runs from base 106 to 945 and encodes 279 amino acids. The transcript has 6 exons.
CUUGGAAAAAGUCUUCUCACUCAGAAUUAGUUUCCGAGAGUAGAUUAAUAAUUCUGGGAUAUCUAUAGACAGACAAUAAAUUUUAAGUAUACACAAAUCCAUAGUAUGGAGGAAAAAAAGCGAGGACGAUCACAUUACAAACCCAUUUACAAGUACCAGAAAGUAGCGCGCAUCUUGAAUAAUGGGUACCUAAACUUUUUAACCGAAUACAAAAAACGUUUCUGCGGUUUAUCCCCGCAGGACAUGGUGCGUUUUGGAGCUAAGCAAUGGAAUCUCCUAUCCCUCGAAGAAAAGCAACGUUUUAAAAAUAUGAAAGAGUCUGUGGCUGUUAAAAAAAGUUCAACUACCUCGGCUGAGUGCCAGUCGGAAAAGGAAUGGUCGUCCAACACGAAAGAGCCUACGACCUUUAUAAAAAGACCACCUCAAGCAGCGGAGUGGCAGGAGAUUAAAGAAAGCCGCUGUAACAUGAAAGAGUCUGUGAACUCACAUCGAUCGGCUGAGAGCCAGUCGACAGAGGAAAACUGCUCUGACAUGGAAGACACUUUGACCUUGAAACUAAGCCCACUUUGGGCAACUGAGUGGCAGUCGAUAAAGGAAUGUUCGGCCAAACAUGAAACUGAAAAACUGUCUCAAAACCUCUCGCCGUAUGCUCGUGAAAGGGAGGCUACAAGGACCUCAUACGGCUCCAAAAACUGCCAGUCGAAAAGGAAAAGUCCUCUUAAGAGUCAAGCGAAAUAUAAAAGUCCAUCGAAGACUCCGCCGAAUAUUGAAAGUCCUUUGGGCACGGCAGGUGCCUACAUACAUUUCAUCCGAAACUUUAAAAGACAGAAUUAUGACUUGUCGGCCAACGAUUUGUUGAAAAGGGCAGUUCGUUUAUGGUGCCGCCUAGAUUCAAACCAGCGCCAAAAAUUCGAGAGGCCUCUAUGGAUUAUAAAUACAGGAUAAGGAACACCUUCAUUUCUAUCGGGAAAAUAUCGACUUUAAACAAAUUUAAUAUUUGUAAAUUUUAAGUAACAGGUUUUGUAAAAUUGUUUUCUAAUGAUAUUUUGUGACGCUAAAUAAAAAAAAACCUAAU